This is a messenger RNA of Camelina sativa (false flax), 1421 nucleotides long. Its product is annotated as tetraspanin-5. Gene Ontology annotation, biological process: auxin-activated signaling pathway. The record is from RefSeq and is a predicted model, not a curated record. Lineage: Eukaryota; Viridiplantae; Streptophyta; Magnoliopsida; Brassicales; Brassicaceae. Gene Ontology annotation, cellular component: membrane.
AACAUUGUUUUUAAUGUAUAAUAUUCUCAAGUAUACUAUAAAGUAGCUGAAUCAUAUGUGAUUAAGAUAUAUAUAGAGAGAGACAAGCCAGCAAGAACAUUUAGUACACACACACAAAAAAAGAUUCAAAGAAUCAUUUAGUAAUACAAAAAAAAAGAGUGAUAAGAAAAAUGACCAGAAUGAGCAAUACAGUGUUAGGGUUCUUAAACAUCCUAACACUAAUUUCCUCCAUAGUUCUAUUAGGAUCAGCUCUAUGGAUGGGUAGGAGCAAGACAACAUGCGAGCAUUUUCUUCAGAAGCCACUCUUGAUCUUAGGCCUAGCUAUCUUGGUCUUAUCAAUAGCUGGUCUAGUCGGUGCAUGUUGUGACGUGGCUUGGGUCUUGUGGGUGUACCUCUUCUUCAUGGUCUUCAUCAUAGUCGCGCUCAUGGGUUUGACCCUGUUUGGAUUCAUAGUGACUAGCCAUGGUGGAGGCGUGGGUGUGGAUGGUAGGAUUUAUAAAGAGUUUAAGCUUGAAUCAUAUCACCCUUGGCUUAAGACAAGGGUGAUAGAUACUAAUUAUUGGGUUACUAUAAAGACUUGUCUCUUAGGCUCAGUCACUUGUACCAAGCUCGCUCUUUGGACUCCUCUUGAUUAUCUCCAAAAGGACUUAUCUCCUCUUCAGUCUGGAUGCUGCAAACCACCGACGUCGUGCGUUUACAACACGGACACGCCGAUACAACAAGACCCGGAUUGUUACCGGUGGAACAACGCCGCGACGGUGCUCUGCUAUGACUGUGACUCGUGCAGAGCUGGCGUGUUAGAGACCGUACGACGCGAUUGGCACAAACUCUCACUAGUGAACGUCAUUGUUGUUGUUUUUCUCAUCGCUGUUUACUGCAUUGGCUGCUGCGCCUUUAAAAAUGCCAGGCGCCCCCAACAUUAUGGCUUCCCUUACGGACGUUACGGCAUGUCCAAAUCUCAACCCGGAUGGGAACAGUCUUGGUCGAGAUGGUGGCAUGGAAGAGACCGGUAUUAGUGAAAAAUAUCUAUGUUCUAUUUGGGAUCGAGUAUAGGACAUAAAAAAUCUCUUUGGCCCAGAUAUUUAUAGUCAUGGAGGAGGCCCAUCAAAGCAUGUAACUAGGAUAAAGAUAAAUCAUAAGCGCUUUUCUCAUAUCGGAAGCUUGAGAUGAGACACUCAUCUGCUGCGUGCGUAGUAUAAAUGAAGAAGGUGGUCACUACAGUGAAGUUACUUACCUGGACGGGGUCAACUCAACUCGAUCAAAAAGACGAGUGGCUUAGGUUCAGUUCAAUUUUUGUUUUGACACCAGCUUUGGAAGGGAACAUAUUUAUCUGCUUUAUAUGAAGAACCAUAAUCUCGAAAUCGGACAUUGUAAACACGAUGAAACUAAGUUGUUAAGCAAAAAGACUAAGUACUUUGUGC